Molecule: messenger RNA, 480 nt
Organism: Papaver somniferum (opium poppy)
Lineage: Eukaryota; Viridiplantae; Streptophyta; Magnoliopsida; Ranunculales; Papaveraceae
Exons: 3
Coding region: 1-480 (159 amino acids)
Molecular function (GO): zinc ion binding
Source: RefSeq, a predicted model, not a curated record
AUGAGUGGAAGUAGGUGGGAUGUUAGCUUAACUGAAAAAUCAUGCAGCUGUUGUGUUUGGGACAUCACUGGCAUUCCAUGCAUCCAUGCAGUUGCAGUAGGAAUACAUUUGAGGGUUGAUCUGAAUAGUAUGGUUGAUGACUUGCACAAGGUUUCCAGUUAUAAAAAAGCUUAUGCUGGUAAGGUUAAGGCAUGUGCAAUUGAAGAGAAUUGGCUUGAGCAUGAAAUGAGGCCCAACAAGCCUAAAUACAAGAGAAAGGUUGGUAGACCACAACUGAAUAGGAUUAGGUCUGAUGUUGAAGGAAGACCAAACCCUGAAAAAAGCAAGAGAAACUGUAGCGGUUGUGGUUCAAGUGCCCGCAAUGUCAGAAGAUGCCCUACAAAGAAUGUACCAUCUACAAAUACUAGAGGAAGGGGCAGGGGCAGAGGUAGGGGCCAAGGAAGAGGCAAUACUACACUUGCUCAACAAAAUGGAGCAUGA